This is a messenger RNA of Ciona intestinalis (vase tunicate), 1147 nucleotides long. NCBI's taxonomy places the organism in Eukaryota, Metazoa, Chordata, Ascidiacea, Phlebobranchia, Cionidae. The record is from RefSeq and is a predicted model, not a curated record.
GUAACUAAUCUGACACAGGUUAACUAUUAAAUUAAAGGCAACACUGUCUACACUCGACUGAACAACCAAUGCAUUUAGUUUAUUUAGACUAGAGCGAAUGGCUUGGACGUAAGUAAAGAGAUUGUAAGCUUUCGAUACAAAGCUGCUCUAUAGAAAGUCUGGAUAUGGAAUUACCACUGUAUAUGGUGGAUGCAUUCACUGAUCAGCCGUUCUCAGGAAACCAGGCAGCUAUCUGCUGGAUUGGUAACAGGACUUUGUCCGAAAAGCGGAUGCAAGAUAUUGCAGCGGAAAUAAAUCUGGCAGAAACCGCUUUUAUCUGGUCGAAGUCGAACGACUAUGUUGACGAAAAAAGCUUUGGGUUGAGAUGGUUCACGCCAACCAAUGAGGUUGCCUUAUGCGGACACGCGACGUUAGCAGCUGCAGCAACUCUGUUUCACAUCGCGGAAAACAAGAAUGACGUCGUUACGUUUUCUACUCUUAGUGGUGAUCUGUUUGCUACGAGACAAAACGAUAAGAUUCUGCUUGAUUUUCCAUUGAACAAACCUGAACCGUUCAAUCAUCUGGAUUUGAGCAGCACGAUAGACGUGACUUUACAAACUGAUAACGUUACCAGAAUAAAAGAGAUUCUGUUGUCAAAAACCGCCAAGAAACUUCUCAUUCGCAUGAAAGAUGAUUUUAGCUUGACUGACCUACAAGCUAUUCGACCCAAUUUUGAGUUAAUGAUGAAAUCGCACGACGGUUUAAUAUUCAAAGGUAUUAUCGUGACCACUAAAGGAGUAGGCGAGUACGAUUUUUUCUCACGCUACUUCGCACCCUGGAAUGGAAUACCCGAAGACCACGUGACAGGCUCUGCGCAUACAGUUCUAGCGCCUUACUGGCGUGACUUCACUGGGAAAGACGUCAUGUUAGGGCGACAGUGCUCGAAACGCGGGGGUGAUGUGCAAGUAAAAGUAAGAGCUGACGGGAGGGUGGACAUUGGAGGGAACACCAAGAUUAUCCUGAAGGGUCAUCUUUGUCUACCAGAGCAGGAAUAAGACAAUUUUCAACUUUUUGUAAGGUUAUGGUAAAAAAACGGCUCAAAAGAAUGUAUUUAAUGUUAUGAAUUAUCAUUAAUGAGCAAACAUAAAUAAGGGGCCCUCUGAAAAAA